GGUUCUGAACCCCCGGUUUUCACAGUCUCUCAUUUAACGACGAACGCGUUCGCGUCUGCUGCUGCUGCUGCUGCUGCUGCUGACGGUGGACGAAGACUCUCCUCUCUCUCUCUCUCGGUCUGUCCUCGAUGUAUUUUCAUUGAAAUCAUCCAGAGUUAACGCGCGUGUGUUUUUUCAUUUUAUUCUGGUUAAAUAAGAAAGAAAAAGAGUGUGUGAGAGAGAGAGGGAGAGAAAAUAAAUACUCGGUGUGACAUAACACGAUCAAGAAUAUUGGGAUUGUCGUGGACCUAACCCUAAUAGGCCUAUUUUGUAAUCUGAUAUUCUUGGAUAUCAGGGGGAAAGAAAUAGUGUGGCAGUUCAACGACGUACAGUUUUAUUCAACGUUAUUCAUUAAAACGAUUGUUCGAGUUUUGUUUAAAUGGUGACACAUGGUACAUGGUUUAUUAGGAUAAGGAUGAUUACGUCUUGUGGUGCCUUCGGUGAAUAAGAUACGUUUUCCUGUUCUCUCUCUCUCUCUCUUCCUAUCUCUUUCUUUCUUUCUUUCCGUCUCUCAGUCUGUCUCUCUCUUUUAUCCUUGAAGCGUUACCGAAUAAGAUUCACGAAUGGACGAGCCGGGAGCGUUUAAUCCCUUGCCUCUCGUUUGCAUAAUUAGCCGCGGUACUGCGCUGCGGGCUCCCUCGAGGUAGAGUGGAGGUUAUCCCGUAAACUUUGACCGCCAAGAUUUUACCAAGAAUUGUGGGGAAGAAAGGAUAGAUAGGAAACUUGGAAGCCUUCUCGUGAGAAGAACACAGUAUUUAUAUAUCAUCCCGAAGAGUCCUUUAAGAGUGACGGGGAACAAAGACGGGAAGAUAAAGAUAGAUAGAUAGAGAAAGAAAGAAAGAAAGAAAGAAAGAAAGAAAGAAAGGAGGAUGAUAAAAAUGGACUCUGUCGUAUUGUGCUGAUCGUUAAAGUAGAAAGACCUCGUGUUAGAGGUUGAACGUUUAAGUGGGUUUUCACAGUGUUAACAAUUUUGUUUAAGUUUAUGUGAGAGGGACAGAAUAAAAAGGGACAAAAAGGAAAAAAGAAAACAAUAACAACAACAAGCAGAUUAUUCAUCAGGAUGCCGAGGGGUUCAUUGUUAAUACUUUUAAUAAUGAUGUCAGCGACAACGAGAUUAGUUAGUCCAGACAAAUGUGCCGAGGAGUGUACCUGCAAAUGGAAAAACGGUAAACGUACGGUUGAAUGUAUAAACCGUGAUUUAACUAGUAUACCAGAACGGAUCGAUCCGGAGACACAAGUGUUGGACAUGAGCGGGAACCAUGUAAGAAGCUUGCCGAGUAACAUCUUCGUACGUGUACGCCUGACGAAUCUCCAGCGUCUCUAUCUACGCGAGUGUCGUAUCGACCGAAUCGACUCGGAGGCUUUGACCGGCCUGACGAACUUGGUCGAGCUCGAUCUAAGCAAUAAUUUGUUAUCAGGGGUGCCAAGUGCCAGUUUUUCGAACACUCCCUUUUUACGUGACCUAGUGUUAGCGUAUAAUCAUUUGGAAAGGAUUCAUUCUUUAGCAUUUAAGAAUACACCUAAUUUGGUUAAACUUGAUUUAUCUCAUACGAAGUUGAUUGAAAUCGAGGCCAAAGGAUUUCGCGGUUUGGAAUCAUUGGAAAGUUUGAAAUUGAACAACAACGAAUUGGCCACGUUACAUCCCGGUACGUUUGAUCCAUUAAACAAACUAACCAGCAUCGAGUUACACGACAAUCCAUGGAUUUGCGAUUGUCGUUUGAGAGAAAUGAAGAUGUGGCUAGUUAAACAUAAUUUACCAACAUUGGUGGCACCCAUUUGUCACGGGCCUGAACAAUUGGUGGACAGAGUCUUUACCGAUCUGGUGAUCGAUGAUUUUGCCUGUCGUCCGGUACUUUUGAUAGCCAGUCAUUACGCCGAGGCUACGAUCGGUGAGAACGCAAGUAUAGUGUGUAGAGUCAGUGCUAUACCACCUGCUAAAGUUAAAUGGUAUUGGAACGGACGAUUGUUGACCAAUCAUUCGGCGUUUAGUAGCUAUCAAAAGGUUUUGAUCUUUGAGGAAGGACAAUUUCGUAAGAGGAGUACAUUGGUACUGACCAACGCACAGGAAGCUGACUCAAGUGAAUUUUAUUGCGUCGCGGAAAAUCGUGCUGGCAGCGUUGAAGCCAAUUUCACGUUACACGUAUCAUUAAGAACGGCUGGCAUGUCGACUUUAGGAUCGGGACAGAUAGCUGGUAUAUCAGCAGCAUUGGUAGGCCUGAUACUCUUCAUCCUCUUAAUAAUCUUAGUAUUAUUCAUUCGUCUUAGAAGAAUGCCAUUGAAAGACGUUAAAUCUCAGACACCUGUCGAAACGGUGUCAGGUGAGGGUAACGGUGAAAUGAUCAAUUCAACGGAAAAUCCUUCAACAACCUCAUCCUUGGCACGAAGAAAACGUGAAGAAAUCGAGACAACGUCUUUCGGAAUCGAUACGAAACCACCGGUAUCCUUGAACCUAAGUUACGUUCAAAGACCACAAACUGCCCUGGUCCAGAAUGAAAGUGACUAUAGUACAUUAACGAGAUACGACGAUCGUCAAGGUGGUGUUGGUGGUUGUGGUGUUGGUGUAGUAGGUAGUGGUGGUAGUGGUAGUGGUGGUGGUGGUUUAAUAGUAGGUGGUGGUGGUAGAUCCUCGUUGAUAGUAGCACCAGGUGGUGGAUGUUUUUCAUCAACUACGUCCUUGAUGCCCAUCGAUAAUCCUGAUUUGAUUAGAGACACUAGACGUGGCUCGACGGAAGAUUUAACCCCUUAUGGUGUUGCUGGUGGUGGUGCUGGUGAUUACGUUGGUAGUGGUGUUGGUCGUAUGGAAUUAGUAGACGACGGUAAAAUAUUAUAUUCCAGUUGUCUAUGGGAUAGCAAUAAUUCAACGAGAGACAACACCACAACCACCACCACCACAAUAACAAGUAACAACAGUUGUAGGGAUGGUUGUAGAGAUAAUUGCAGAGGUACAUCGUUACAAGUAAACUCUUAUACUACCUCAUCCAAGGAAACAUUAGCCGUUGUAGCACCAACGCUAGAACAAUUUCCACCUGGUGCUAAACAAAUGCGAGUAUGGCAAAAGGGUGUACCUGUAUUACCACCUGUAUCCGCCCUAAAACGCGUAUUAGGAUCCACACGUAGCUCACCUGACGAGGGCUACCAGGAAGGCACCGGAACCGAUGUCUAGGUACCGCUACUUCAUUACUGCGACCCAAGGCAUCGUUAUUUGGAAUUACGUAGACGCCAUCAGGAGGAUGACACCGACUGCUGAUUUAUUCUGUUCGUUUCAGAUUUUGUUCUUUCGAUCUUUUUUAUUUUCUUCUUAUUCUUAUUCCUCUAUUCUUUAUCCGGGAUCGAUCCUUAUCUACAUUGGUGGUUGUUAUAUGCUGGACAGUUCGCAGUAGUGAAAAAUAAUAACAAAUAUAUAUAUAUAUAUAUAUAUAUACGUAAAAGAUUAUUCCAUUAAAGAAAUCUCGGUAUGUGACAAGAAUUAAUGUAUCGUACAUUGACUCAGGGUUGUUUGUUCGGAUAAACGAGUGAAAACUUUAUCCAUGAUGUCCGACGAAUCUCUCUGACAAAUAUCACAGUGCUCCUCGUGUGUAUGUGUAUAAACAUUCUAAAUGAUAAAUAAUUUAUUGGAUAAAUCGUGAUGAGUUUUUGGUUGGU
Molecule: messenger RNA, 3681 nt
Organism: Polistes canadensis
Lineage: Eukaryota; Metazoa; Arthropoda; Insecta; Hymenoptera; Vespidae
Product: leucine-rich repeat-containing protein 4B-like
Exons: 1
Coding region: 1100-3202 (700 amino acids)
Cellular component (GO): plasma membrane
Molecular function (GO): protein binding
Source: RefSeq, a predicted model, not a curated record